CAGUUUAUUUAGUUAUCUGUUCAUCUUAUAUUUGAAUUUAAAUCUUAUAUACAUCUCUUAUAGGAGUGGAAAGCUUCAUAUAAAGUAAAUUGUUUAAUAGUAUUAUCGAUUUUCUCGUAAAACUACCUCAUCAUGUUGAUUGAUAGCUGGCUUUUGAUGCUAUACAAAAUUGUUUGUGAUCCACAUUUCACUGGACCCACGUGUUUGGUGAUAUUUUUAUGUUAAACCAGUAGCUAAACAACAUAUAUGGCAGUUACAGAACUGCUUUAGCACCAUGAUAUGUUAAGUUAGUCCUAGAUGUUCCCUUCUGAUAUUAUUAAUAGUGUGGUGAAUAUUGAAAACAGACAAUAUUUUUUAAAACAGCAGCAAGUCUUUUAGUAAAAUUAACUAAUAAUGUUAGAUAUGGUACCAUCAAUUUUUAAAGAACAUUGUCCAGUUGUAUAUUUUUUAACUAGUCUCAGGAGGGCACCAUAUGUAUAAUAUAUCUUAUGAUAAACAUAUUAAAUAUUCUAUAUUAACAUUUAACAUUGUUUAAUUUACAUUUGAGGACCUAUUAUGGAAACCCUCUGUUUGUGUUGGAUUUAGUGGUAGAUUUAACGCUCUUGCUUGCUUUUUUCUACCUUGGUUACCUAAUUUCUUUGUUGUCUUCACGUUUAUUUUCUUUCAUCUAUAAGCUGAAGUUUCAUUUCCUGCACAUAUAUGGGUAUGACCAUCAGGCUGGAAAAUUAAGCUCUCGUAGUACGGGACAUGAUGAUGUACUGCAAGCAUCUCAUGCGGAUAGCCCUUUAAGUCAAUUGCCUUCACAAACUACCGAAGGAGAAAGCUCAGUUAGCGGACAGGCCUCUGAAUAUGAUGAAACAGAAUCAGCAUAUCUAAAGCAAAAUUCGGUGCAGCAGAUAUUUAUUCGGGAGGAGCCAGAUACAACUCUUUCUCUCGGAUGCGGCAGCAUGAAAAUGGAGGUGGAUCUGUGAUUGAUGAUUCUAUAUUCAGCUCUUAUGUUCCUGCGUCAUCUGUAGGCAGUUAUCAAGGAUUACAGGCUACAGCACCUAAUACAGGCUUCUAUUCUCAUGGUCAAGAUAACUUACCCGUGGUUCUUAACGAGUCAGACCUUGGGACUGCAUUUAAUGGCCCUAAUAGUCAGUUUGAUCUAUCAUUAUGGAUUGAAGCAAUGAAACCUGACAAAGGGACCCAUCAAAUUCCUCUUUACCAAGCUCCUGUUCCCUCCGAACAGUCUCCUUUUACAGGAGGCCCAGGAAUUGAAUCUUUCACAUUUGAUGAAGUAUACAACAAUGGACUGAGUAUCAAGGAUGUAGAUGGUGAUGAUACAGAUGGAGAAACUCCAUGGCAGAUUCCAAAUGCAAGUGGUACAUUUGCUACAGCGGACAGCUUUCAACAAAAUGAUAAAACUUUGGAGGAAGCCAUUAAUUACCCUCUCUUGAAAACUCAAUCAUCUAGUCUUUCUGAUAUCAUAAAGGACAGUUUUAAGAAAAAUGACAGUUUCACUAGAUGGAUGAGCAAAGAGCUUGCUGAAGUAGAUGAUUCUCAAAUCACAUCUAGUUCUGGAGUGUACUGGAACAGUGAAGAAGCUGACAAUAUCAUUGAAGCAUCAAGCAGUGAUCAGUAUACUCUGGGACCAGUGCUUGCACAAGAUCAGCUGUUUACUAUAGUUGAUUUUUCUCCAACCUGGACAUAUGCAGGUUCAAAGACUAGGGUAUUUAUUAAAGGUAAUUUCUUAAGUUCUGAUGAAGUUAAGAGAUUAAAAUGGUCAUGCAUGUUUGGAGAAUUUGAAGUCCCAGCUGAGAUUAUAGCAGAUGAUACUCUUGUAUGUCAUUCUCCCUCACACAAGCCUGGCAGGGUCCCUUUCUAUGUGACUUGCUCCAAUAGAUUGGCCUGCAGUGAAGUACGGGAGUUUGAUUUCCGACCUCAGUACAUGGAUGCUCCAAGUCCACUUGGUUCUACAAACAAAAUAUAUCUCCAGAAGCGUCUUGAUAAACUAUUGUCUGUGGAGCAGGAUGAGAUCCAGACAACUCUGUCUAACCCCACGAAGGAGAUUAUUGAUUUGAGCAAGAAGAUAAGUUCAUUGAUGAUGAACAAUGAUGAUUGGUCUGAGUUGCUAAAGUUGGCUGAUGAUAAUGAGCCUGCCACAGAUGAUAAGCAAGAUCAGUUCCUUCAAAACCGCAUUAAGGAAAAAUUGCAUAUCUGGCUUCUCCAUAAAGUAGGGGAUGGAGGCAAAGGUCCCAGUAUGUUAGAUGAGGAGGGGCAGGGUGUGCUUCAUUUGGCAGCUGCCCUAGGGUACGAUUGGGCAAUAAGACCAACAAUAGCUGCUGGUGUGAAUAUAAACUUCAGAGAUGCUCAUGGAUGGACUGCACUCCACUGGGCUGCAUUUUGUGGAAGAGAGCGGACAGUCGUUGCACUUAUAGCACUAGGUGCAGCUCCUGGAGCUGUAACAGACCCAACACCAAGUUUCCCUUCAGGAAGCACACCAGCUGAUCUUGCAUCAGCCAACGGACACAAGGGAAUCUCUGGUUUCCUAGCAGAGUCUUCUUUAACAAGUCAUCUGCAGACUCUCAAUCUAAAGGAAGCCAUGCGUAGCAGUGCAGGAGAAAUAUCUGGUCUACCUGGCAUUGUAAAUGUUGCUGAUAGAAGCGCCUCGCCUUUGGCAGUUGAAGGCCAUCAGACUGGAUCUAUGGGAGAUUCACUAGGUGCUGUUCGUAAUGCCGCCCAAGCUGCUGCCCGGAUAUACCAAGUUUUUAGGAUGCAAUCCUUCCAGAGAAAACAAGCAGUUCAGUAUGAGGAUGAAAAUGGUGCGAUAUCAGAUGAGCGUGCCAUGUCACUCUUGUCUGCUAAACCAUCCAAACCUGCACAGCUUGAUCCUCUGCAUGCUGCUGCGACUCGAAUACAAAACAAGUUCCGUGGAUGGAAGGGAAGAAAAGAAUUUCUGCUUAUUAGACAGCGAAUCGUCAAGAUCCAGGCGCAUGUGCGAGGUCACCAAGUGAGAAAGCAUUAUCGCAAAAUAAUUUGGUCUGUUGGGAUAGUGGAGAAGGUUAUAUUGCGCUGGAGGCGACGAGGUGCUGGGUUGCGUGGGUUUCGACCCACAGAAAAUGCAGUCACAGAGAGUACUAGCAGCAGCAGUGGCAACGUGACCCAAAACAGACCUGCCGAGAAUGACUAUGAUUUCUUACAAGAAGGACGGAAGCAGACUGAAGAAAGGCUACAGAAAGCUCUUGCCAGAGUGAAAUCCAUGGUUCAAUACCCAGAUGCCAGGGAUCAGUACCAGAGGAUUUUGACGGUGGUAACUAAAAUGCAGGAAUCCCAGGCUAUGCAAGAAAAGAUGCUCGAGGAGUCGACAGAGAUGGAUGAAGGCCUUUUGAUGAGCGAAUUCAAAGAACUGUGGGAUGACGACAUGCCAACGCCUGGAUAUUUCUAGGAUCUAACGUCUUGUGUAUGCGCUUGUAAAUUACUUCCAGGUCUUUGUACAUAGCAUUACCAAAUCGAUAACCUGUAGUUGCAUUGCUAAAUUUUUGUAUGUUUUGAAGUUUGGUUGGUACAAUAAUUUUUGUAUGCGUUUUGUACAGUAAUUCUUCUGUAAAAUGUAUCAAAAUGAUGUAGCUCGUGAAAAGCUUCAGAUAGUUGGAGAAGCUAGGUCUAGAAUCUGCAGAUAGUUUGUGUAAGGAAAAAUGUUUAAUCCUUGCUAUGUUUUGACUACGGUGUCUCGAGUUCAAA
Messenger RNA from Oryza sativa Japonica Group (Japanese rice), 3723 nucleotides. The record is from RefSeq and is a predicted model, not a curated record. Lineage: Eukaryota; Viridiplantae; Streptophyta; Magnoliopsida; Poales; Poaceae.